AGUCACGAUUGCCACGUGUUUAUGCAGCGACUUCUCCCCUUAGCAAUUAGGAGGCUUCUACCAAAGGAAGUUUGCGAGCCAUUGAUUGAGUUAAGUGCAUUCUUUAGAGAAUUGUGCUGCAAGACUCUACAAGCUGGUGAUCUAGAUGACCUCCAAACCCGAAUCGUGAUGACACUAUGCAAACUAGAGAUGAUAUUCCCUCCUUCAUUCUUUGAUGUCAUGGUACAUUUGUGCAUUCACUUGCCUAUGGAGGCUAAGAUUGCUGGACCAGUUCAAACAAGGUGGAUGUACCCAGUGGAACGGUUCCUGCGCACCCUUAAGUCGUAUGUUCGUAAUAAAGCACAUCCGGAGGCUUCUAUAGCAGAAGCAUAUAUAGGUGAUGAGUGUUUGACAUUUUGUUCAAGAUAUAUUGAUGGGGUUGACACCAAGUUUAACAGGCCUCGAAGAAACAAUGACGACAACGAAAGUUCUAGUAGAAAUCAGGAAAUGGAUAUAUUUGAUGAUGUGGGUCGUCCAUUGGGGAAAGAAGUCACCGAGACGUUGGAUCCUGAAUGGAGACGAAAGGCUCACUUAUAUGUCUUAAAUAAUUGCAAAGAAGUGUGGCCUUUUAUAGAGGAGUUCAAAGCUAGUCUACCUCCAAUGAAACACUCUGAUGUGAUAAAGCGCUAUAAUUCUGACUUCCCUACGUGGCUUCGAGAUCAUGUGACUCGUUUGAAACAACAAGGUCAUGUCCAUGUUUCUAGAGAUUUACAUGAUUUAGCUUCAGGACCUAUCAUGCGAUACAAAAAGUAUACCGGUUAUAUUGUUAACGGCUACAGAUUUCACACGUUAACUAGAGAGCAAUCAAGAAAAAGUCAAAAUAGUGGGGUACUCUCAAGAGGCGAUGAUAGCUCUCCCCAAAAGGAGUAUUAUGGAAUUCUUGAGGAGGUGUGGGAGUUGGAGUACAUCGGGAGAAGGAAGAUUCACUUAUUUAAGUGUGAAUGGUUCGAUGUUUCGCGUAAAAGUGGGUACACUGUAGACGAGUACUCAAUCAUGAGCGUUCGG
Molecule: messenger RNA, 1044 nt
Organism: Linum tenue
Lineage: Eukaryota; Viridiplantae; Streptophyta; Magnoliopsida; Malpighiales; Linaceae
Source: the annotation of a GenBank genome assembly